CCUUUCCCGGGAAAACGUCUGGCCAUUUGGAAUGGCCGGAAACCAAUUCCACAAGUAUUACCGACGGGGUGUGAACCAACAAACAUUGCUUGUGAAAAGAGACCCGUUCUUAACCGUGGGCGAGGGGGUUUCUUGUAAAAAUAGUUGUCCGGAUGGAACUGCAAUAAUCUCUAGAGUUAGAGUUAAUCAAUUCCCCUGAAUCGAGAGGCGCUGAGGAAAUCUUUGACCAAAUUUGUUACAGUUGAGUGUGAAUAUGUAUAGUCCGAGGUGUUUGGAUUAAUUUCAGCAGAAAGGCCGCUCCCGGUACCUGAACAGGUGAGUGACGUUGGAGCUGAAACUACCUACCCCGGGCAGUCCUGUUUACACACAGGGGGCGGAAGCUCAGACCCUCCCAGAACCCGGGCUGGAUCAAAUUCUCAGCCUGGGACUGGCUGGGUUAAACAGAGAAACUCCGCCCCACUUGUUGCGAUGAAAGAAAAAGGAUCGAUCUGGGCGGAAAUCCGACAGAAAGUUUAACGCAGCCUGCUUGUUUUCCUCUUUAGGGUUGCUACAUUGAUCCCACUCCCGCCUCCUCCCGCUGUCAGACCCGUCCUGAGUCGGUCAGAGUUAGUGUGACCCGGACUGCGGCAGUCCCGCUCUACCCCUGCUCACCCGGCCCUGUCCAUCUGUAAUGAGUGACCACUCCCGCCUCCUCCCGCUGUCAGACCUGUCCUGAGCCGGUGAGAGUUAGUGUGACCCGGACUGCGGCAGUCCCGCUCCACCCCGGCUCACCCGGCCCUGUCCAUCUGUAAUGAGUGACCACUCCCGCCUCCUCCCGCUGUCAGACCCGUCCUGAGCCGGUGAGAGUCAGUGUGACCCGAACUGCGGCAGUCCCGCUCCACCCCGGCUCACCCGGCCCUGUCCAUCUGUAAUGAGUGACCACUCCCGCCUCCUCCCGCUGUCAGACCCGUCCUGAGCCGGUGAGUGUUAGUGUGACCCGGACUGCGGCAGUCCCGCUCCACCCCGGCUCACCCGGCCCUGUCCAUCUGUAAUGAAUGACCACUCCAGACUCCUCCCGCUGUCAGCCCCUUCCCGAGCCGCUGAGAGUUAGUGUGACCCGGACCGCGGCAGUCCCGCUCUACCCCGGCUCACCCGGCCCUGUCCAUCUGUAAUGAGUGACCACUCCAGACUCCUCCCGCUGUCAGACCCGUCCCGAGCCGGUGUGAGUUAGUGUGACCCGGACCGCGGCAGUCCCGCUCUAUCCCCGGCUCACCCGGCCCUGUCCAUCGGUUCACAGCCGAGCGGCCUCGGGAGCAGCAGCAUCGACUCAACUCUCUGUACGGGGAGAACAAAUCGGUUCCAGGCCCAUUGAUGUCACACCCGGAUAUCAGACUGUUUUCCCGGGACCACACUGAUCACCAACCGGUUACGAUAUCAGAGAUAAUAGCCAGCAGGUGGUACUUCCUUCCACCCGGAAGGCGGACAAGCAGACGGCAAGCAAGCAACGUCAGUCAGAUUCAAAAUGGACACAGAUCUGAACUCGGCCAUCUCCGCCUUCCUGUCAAAUUGUGAUGAUCACCAACUGUUCCGGUUGACGAGAUUCUACAAGAAGCGACUGGAGCAGGCGAUUGAGGAGGGUGUGGAGGGAGUCGGCUUCAUGUUAAUGGGCGAUGAUCACUUCACCGGGCAAGAGUAUCACAGCGUGACUGAGCUGGCGGAGAAGGGAAAUCGAGCGGGCGCUUCCAAACUCCUCCUGGAUCUGGUGAUGGAGAAGGGCUCGGGGGCCCAGAGGGUGAUGUGGGAAUCCUUUGUGAAAUUACAUCACCAUUUACUGAAGCUUAGCAGAAUACUGAAUGAAAUACGGGAACAUGGUGAUGGCCAGUUCGCCUACAUGGACACUGAGCGGGGUUUAUCUGAAGUACCCAAGCAUCUGAAAGAUGUUCAACAGAAACACAAGGAGACUCUGCGGACACAGACUGAAACACUGAGAGGGAACACGAUCCUGAUGAGGGAGAAGGUGAAGGUUUUCCGGCUGGUCGACCGAUACGCUCAGCUCACGGUCAUUUCUACUGUUCGAGAUCGGACACUGGUGGAACACGAGCUGCUGGCAAGAGGCACAGACCACGAGGAGUGGAGACAGAAACAUCUGCGCAGCGAGCUGGAGAAAAUCCACAUUGAUCAUCUGUUUCACAAUAGUUACUCACAUAGUUUCCGGGACAAAAUGAAAAGAUUCAUCACACGAUCAACUUCGGGAUGCUCGGUAGUAAUGGCCGGAGUCCCGGGGAUCGGGAAAACGACACUGGUACAAAAGAUUGUUUACGACUGGGCCACGGGGAAAAUAUUCCAACAAUUCCACUUUGUCUUCUGUUUCAAAUUUCGGGAUUUAAACUCCAUUAACUGCAGAAUAAAUCUGAUGGAACUAAUUCUGGAUCAGUAUCCAUACUUUGGGAAUUCUCUGAGAAAGGUCUGGAAGAACCCAGAGGGAUUGUUGUUUAUAUUCGAUGGUUUAGAUGAAUUCAAACACAGAAUCGAUUUUGAUGACAGUCGGAGAUACACAGAACCCAAGCACCAGCGCCCAGAUCCCGAGUGGCGGUGCAAGUUGUCUGACAUUGUGUACAGUUUAAUCCAGGGCAAGCUGCUCCCAGGGUGUUCAGUGCUGGUGACCACCCGCCCCACUGUGUUACAUUUGUUGGAAAAGGCGAACAUCAGUGUUUGGACUGAAAUCCUGGGAUUUGUUGGUGAGGAACGAAAGGAAUAUUUCAUCAGGUAUUUUGAAGAUCAGACGGUGGCGGAAGCUGUUUUCAAACACGUGCAGGAGAACGAGAUCCUGUACACCAUGAGCUACAACCCAUCCUACUGCUGGAUCCUCGCUCUGGCACUGGGCCCCUUCUUCUCACAAAGAUUCAGGGACCCGCAGAGAGUUCCCAAGACCAUCACCCAACUGUACUCAUACUAUAUUUACAAUAUCCUGAAAAACCACGGCCGGGAGAUUGAGAACCCCCGUGAUGUGUUACUCAGGGUGGGUCAGAUGGCCUUCAGAGGAGUGUCCGAGAAGAAGAUUGUGUUUACAGACGGAGAUUUGAUCAACUACAAUCUGCAGCCGUCCCAGUUCCUGUCCGGGUUCCUGAUGGAGCUUUUGGACAGAGAGGAUUCUGCCCAGAGCGUGGUGUACACAUUCCCACACCUCACCAUCCAAGAGUUUGUAGCUGCAGUCGUACAAUUCCUGAAACCACAUAGCGGGGAUAUCCUGAAAUUUCUCACUGAAGCCCACAACACGACAGAUGGACGAUUUGAAGUAUUUCUCCGUUUUGUUGCUGGUCUCUCCAACCCAAUGACAGCUCGGGGCCUGGAGGAGUUUCUGGGUCCAUUUCCUCAUCAAACAACCUGCCGGGUGAUUGAUUGGGUGAAGGAGGAGGUUAAACGCCAGAGUAGAAACACGGGUGACACUGGGAGAAAGAGACUCCUGAACACAUUGCACUACCUGUUUGAGUCUCAGAAUCGUGGUCUGGCUCAGGCCACACUGGAAUCUGUGGACACACUUUCAUUCACAGGAAUGACACUGACACCGAUUGACUGCGCGGUCCUGUCUCAUGUCAUCGGACUCUGUGAUACAAUAAAACACCUCGACCUGGAGAAAUGCAACAUUCAGUGUGAAGGAAUCCAGCGACUGGGACCCGGGCUGCACAAGUGCCAGGAGUUGAGACUUGGGAAGAAUAAACUGGGAGAUUCAGGAGUGAAGCUGGUGUCUGCUGCUCUGAGGAACCGGGUGUGUAAUAUACAGGAACUGUGGCUGAACAAAGUCGGUCUCACAGAUUCUGGAGCCGAGGAUCUCGCCUCCGCUCUCAGUACAAACCCAUCACUGACAGGUCUGAGUCUGAGUGGUAACAAAUUGGGAGAUUCAGGAGUGAGACUUGUGUCUGCAUUUCUGAGGAACCCGGAGUGUAAAAUGCAGAAACUGGGGCUGUUCGAUGUCGGACUCACAGAUUCUGGUGCCGAGGAUCUCGCCUCCGCUCUCUGUACAAAACCAUCACUGACGGAGCUAGACCUGAGUGGUAAUAAACUGGGAGAUUCAGGAGUGAAACUGGUGUCUGCGGCUCUGAGGAACCCGGAGUGUAAAAUACAGAAACUGGAGCUGGACGGUGUCGGUCUCACAGAUUCUGGUGCCAAGAAUCUCUCCAACGAUCUGAUUAUAAACGGAUCACUCACGGAUCUGUACCUGAGUGGUAAUAAACUGGGAGAUUCAGGAGUGAAACUGCUGUCUGCGGCUCUGGGGAACGCAGAGUGUAAAAUACAGAAACUGUUGCUGAGGGAUGUCGGUCUCAGAGAUUCUGGAGCCGAGGAUCUCGUCUCCACUCUCAGGACAAACACAUCACUGACGGAGCUGAGCCUGGGAUCAAACUCGCUGACAGACCGAUCGGUCCCCGUUCUCCGCCGCCUCAUACCGACCCUCACGAGUCUGGAGCUGAUCAUUCUGGACGUGAAUCGGUUCAGUGUGACCGGGAGGAAGGAAUUGAAGGAAUGGGGAGUCAGAACCGGACUGAGAGUGGCUGUGUGAACAUCUGAAUGUGCGAAUAUUCCCGACCGCGGGAUGGGGACAUUUUAGCAGAUUCCUCGUCCUUCCCUUUAACUCCCGCAGUUACCAUUAAUGGCCGCGCGCAGGGUGUAAUUCCCAACGGUUUGAAUGGAACUGGCUCCAGUCUCGAACUCGGUGAUGUCGGAAGCGUUCCCGCAGAGACGUAUUUCCGCCUGUUUUCCAGCGGCGCAGCUUCCGCCGGAUGUGCGGGUUCGAGACUCUCCCGGUGAGACCCCGCGGAAUCACACAUACAGGAGGAGCCCGGGGGCCGGGGAUCAGUCUGGCACACCAGUGUCCCGGGAUGGGAUUAUCCCGGGAGAGAAUGCUUUUGCUCCCUUGGCUGCAUUCUGCAUUCUGCAGUCUGGCAGAUACAACGAUGUUAAAUUGACAAAACCCUCGGCAAUGACCUUGGAUUUGCAGCGAUCCCGGACACGGCCCUGAAGUGUGUUUUUAUAAGUAUCGUUUACGCGAUGCAGAGUGACGAUGAUAAACGAGACUGAUUAAUGCACCUGUCACGCAUUGUCGCCGGUCAGUUAAUUCUGUGUGACUGUGAGUGAGUCGGGAACAGUGUGGCGACCCACUUCCUGCGCAGCUGCACUGGGUCACAAAUAGCCAGCGCGCCGGAGUAUCUCUGACGCCAAUUUCCGCCCGGAGACGGCGGACGCUGGGGAUUAAAUACCAGCUCUGCGAAGUAUGAAUAAACUAGUCUCGAAACGACUUACCGACUGCGAGUCGUCGUCUCUAGCUCUGAAUGUAGUACAUCGCUAAAACAGCUUAUUUAUUCCCGCAAGUCAGCAGUUCACAUACUGUUUAAUUUGCAUUUAUCAUGAUGAAAUCAAUA
Hypanus sabinus (Atlantic stingray) is the source of this 5393-nucleotide messenger RNA. Its product is annotated as NACHT, LRR and PYD domains-containing protein 3-like. NCBI's taxonomy places the organism in Eukaryota, Metazoa, Chordata, Chondrichthyes, Myliobatiformes, Dasyatidae. The transcript is spliced from 12 exons. Gene Ontology annotation, molecular function: protein binding. The record is from RefSeq and is a predicted model, not a curated record. The coding region runs from base 1502 to 4534 and encodes 1010 amino acids. Gene Ontology annotation, cellular component: cytoplasm.